Molecule: messenger RNA, 741 nt
Organism: Trichomonas vaginalis G3
Lineage: Eukaryota; Parabasalia; Trichomonadida; Trichomonadidae
Product: cysteine-type peptidase protein
Exons: 1
Coding region: 1-741 (246 amino acids)
Biological process (GO): proteolysis
Molecular function (GO): cysteine-type endopeptidase activity
Source: RefSeq, a predicted model, not a curated record
AUGACAGCAGUCCUCAAAUUAAACACAGUUGCAAGAGAUGUCACAAGAAAUCCACCUCCAUCACGUAUGGAAAGAGCUGGUUUGUUCAUUGUUAAUGAUUACAAUGGUACAAAAUAUGAUCUUGGUGAUGGACCCGAUAAUGAUGCUUACAAUAUGGCCAAAAUCGUCGGCCAAUUCGGAUUCAAGAACUGGUACUUAAGAAACGGAACUAAGCGCCAGUUUCUUGAGCAAUUAGACUACUUCUUCGAAAACACAACAGUACAUCUUGUUCUCUUCUAUGUUGGACAUGGAACAAAUGUCAAAGACAUUGAAGGUGAUGAAGCUGAUGGCUAUGAUGAAGCAUUCUUCUUCAAAGAUGGCGUUAUGGUCGAUGAUAUUUUGAUAUCUCAUCUUAUUGACCAUAAGAAUCCAACAAGCAAGCUUACUCUUCUUACCGAUGCUUGCCACUCAGGAUCCGUUUGGGAUAUCCAGGGUGGUAACUUCAAAGGACGUAGACUUCCAGAAAAUAUCAUUUCGAUUUCUGCUGCUAGCGAUCAGCAAACAGCUAAACAGACUGUCGUUGAGAACAGUGAACAAGGUAUGUUCUCUUACAACUUCAGAAAACUUCUUCGUCAAAAUCGCGAUAUGACUCCACGUCAAUUAAAGACUGGUUUACGUACCAUUCUUGCCAAAUACCAGCAAACUGUUAAUAUUGCUACAACAUCUGGCGAGUUAGUCGAUUCUCCGUUAAUGGAACCAUAA